Poecilia latipinna (sailfin molly) is the source of this 2463-nucleotide messenger RNA. RefSeq names its product zinc finger and SCAN domain-containing protein 2-like. Gene Ontology annotation, molecular function: DNA-binding transcription factor activity, RNA polymerase II-specific; RNA polymerase II cis-regulatory region sequence-specific DNA binding. Lineage: Eukaryota; Metazoa; Chordata; Actinopteri; Cyprinodontiformes; Poeciliidae. Bases 127 to 1443 code for a protein of 438 amino acids. The record is from RefSeq and is a predicted model, not a curated record. The transcript has 3 exons. Gene Ontology annotation, biological process: regulation of transcription by RNA polymerase II.
GGCGGUAAAUCUGCUGCGUUGUGUCUCUGUGACACUCAGCAGAAGUAAAGCGACUCCAUCAGCAUCUCCAGUGGAUUCAGUUAGAAAACGGUUGUCUUCGUGUUUCAGCUGAAUAUCUCAGUAACAAUGUCUUCCGUUCAGCAGCUGAGAGAUUUUAUCAGAGAGAGACUAACUGCUGCUGCGGAAGAAAUCUUCAUUCAGGUAGAAAAAACCAUCGUCCGCUCCGAGGAGGACAUUAAACUGCUGGAAACCUGCUGGAAACCUCAGAUAAAACUCACCAGAAUCGAUCAGCCAAAGCUGCAUGUCGACAACAAGGAGGUUCUGACCGACCCAGAGCUCCAGAACCAGCAGAGGAGCUCCAGUCUAGACCAGGAGGAACCAGCGAUUAGACCGAACCAGGAGGAACCAGAACCUACAGAGAUUAGACCGAACCAGGAGGAACUAGAAUCUCCAGAGAUUAGACCGAACCAGGAGGAACCAGAACCUCCAGAGAUUAGACCGAACCAGGAGGAACCAGAGUUUGGAAGAGUGGUGAUCGGGUUCCAAGAGGAGACCAGACUGCUGGGUAUCUGCUGGCUUCCCCAUGUUCUUCUCACCAGAACCGACGUCCCAAAGCAGCACGUCUGCAGGACGGAGGAGGUUCUGAACCAGGAGGAACCAGAACCAGUUGAAGACGAACUCUCUGAUGCAGAACAUUUCCCGUCUGAAGAGGACCAGGAAAACCAAGAAGGUCCACUGAUGAACGAGGAUCUGGAGGGUCUGGAGCCAAACCAGAGGGAACCAGAACCAGGACCGCCACAUCAGGAGAGCGGGCCUGAAGAACCGCAGCUGCAGGAGGUGGAGAUCUGCAGCGGCCAGCAGCUGCCACCGGACUGUGACGCCUUCAUGAAACCUCUGUCAGAUGAAGAGUGUGAGCUGGAACCAGACAUGGAUCAGAACCUCCCUGGUUCUGAUCAGGACAGUUUUAACUCAGGUUUUAAAUCAGAUCCUCAUCAGAUCAAAGAGGAUCUGGAACAAAAACUUCAGGGAACAAAAACACAAAAACGUCUUCCAGCAAAGUCGGCCCACAAAUCUCAAAAGAAAGUCAGAAAGAAAGAAAAUGUCAUUUUUUGUACGACAUGUGGGAAAAGGUAUUAUUAUGUAAAAUCUCUAGUGACGCACAUGAGAACCCACGUUGUGAAGCUGCACUCAUGUGAAACCUGCGGGAACGAGUUUAGUUCUGCAGAGGCCCUGAGCAGCCACAUGACGGAGCACAGCCUAGACAAGCUCCACUCCUGUGAAACAUGCGGGGAACGGUUCUAUCGGGAAUCUUCUCUACUGACGCACAUAAGAGACCACAGCGAUGAGACGUCCCACCCAUGUGAAGUAUGUGGGAAAAGAUGUUUGACUGGGAAAGCUCUGCUGGUCCACAUGAGAAGCCACGGUGCUGAGAAGUCCUGCUAAUGUGAAGCCUGUGAGAAAAGGUUCAUCUCAUGCUCUGGUUUACAGACUCAGCUGAGAAACUCCACUCAUGUGACGUUUGUGGGAAAACCUUUCCCUCAGCCACAUGUUGGUCCCUCAAAGCAGCAGAAUGAGGGACUCAGUACUAAAGUCCAAUCCUCAUAUCAGAGCUAACUCAGCCAUUCACUCAUAUUCCUGUUCGUCUGAACUGUGUUGUUAAACCAAGGACAGACAGAAAGGUCCAUAAAACUCCACAACUGAGAAUAAAUAAAGCUCCACUAAGAUGCAUGAGAAGCUUCAUGUAUGUGAAACGUGGCAUAAAAUGUAAACUCUAAUGAAACUGUGCAGAAAUACGACUCAUGAUAUUUGUGAUAAUUCUCUGACGGCGGAGCGUAAAUGAAGCAUUCACAGCAAACAUGGAGAAGUUCCUGAAUAUUUACUUGGUUCAUCCUAAACCUCAGAUUGUUCUGCUGGAUCAGUUGUUACAGAAUAUUUUCAGAGUUUCUCUUUAUUCAAACACAAGUGACAUCACAAAGGUCAAAGGUCUUUAGAAGUUAAGCAGUGGAUGUUUCAGGGUUUGUUUUUCACGAUGAACAAACGAGUCAGAAUGUUUCAGUUCUUCUGACCUGUGGUGAACUUGACCCUCUGCUCCUCAUGGCUUUAUUUUCUGUUUAGAUUAUUUAGAUUUGGUUGUUUUUAUGUUUCUGUUAUGACUGCUGGUUUGUAGUUUUAGUCUGCAGCUCUUUGUUUGCAGUAGUUUGUUUCUGACCUGUUGGUCAAACGGUCAUGAAGAAUCUUUGACCGUUUCCAUGUCAAUGAUUUUUAUUUCUUAAAUCUUUAACUGGAUUGGAUUUUAUUAGUUAUUUUCAAUAAUAAUUUGAUACUGUUUGGAAAAUAAAAUAAUAUUGACAAUUUAAAAGGUCUCUGUAAAUUCAGUUGUGAUUUAAAAGGUUCUGAUCUGUGGACGCCGUCAAUGUUUAGAUGUGUUUUAUGAAUAAGUUAUUAAAUAUUUUCUGAAACUCA